Molecule: messenger RNA, 3545 nt
Organism: Tupaia belangeri chinensis (Chinese tree shrew)
Lineage: Eukaryota; Metazoa; Chordata; Mammalia; Scandentia; Tupaiidae
Gene: RFX2
Product: regulatory factor X2
Exons: 17
Coding region: 15-2099 (694 amino acids)
Biological process (GO): regulation of transcription by RNA polymerase II
Cellular component (GO): nucleus
Molecular function (GO): DNA-binding transcription factor activity, RNA polymerase II-specific; RNA polymerase II cis-regulatory region sequence-specific DNA binding
Source: RefSeq, a predicted model, not a curated record
CUCUAGAGCUGAGCAUGCAGAGUUCCGAGGGCGGAUCGGAGUCUCCAGCGUCCGUGGCUCUGCGUCCGUCGGUGGCAGCCCCGCCAGUGCCCGCCUCCCCGCAGAGGGUGCUGGUCCAGGCAGCAGGCCCCGCCCCCAAAGGGGCCCCGAUGCAGCCGACCUCCCUCAGAGUGCAGCAGGUGCCACAGCAGGUCCCGCCCGUGCCGCACGUCUUCCCAGCCCAGGUGCACUACGUGGAGGGGGGCGACGCCGUCUACACCAAUGGCACCAUCCCCCGGCGCCGCCCCCCGCCCGCGCCCCCGCCGGUCGUCCCCUCCCACAGCAUGGUGGGCAUCGCCAUGGACGUCGGGGGGAGCCCCAUCGUCUCCAGCACGGGAGCCUAUCUCAUCCACGGGCCCAUGGACGGUGCCAGACACUCGCUGGCACACACGUCCCGGUCCUCGCCAGCCACGCUUGAAAUGGCGAUUGAAAAUCUCCAAAAAAGCGAAGGCGUCACGUCCCACAAAAGCGGUUUACUCAACAGCCAUCUGCAGUGGCUGUUAGAUAACUACGAGACGGCGGAGGGUGUGAGCCUGCCCCGCAGCUCCCUGUACAAUCACUACCUGCGGCACUGCCAGGAGCACAAGGUGGACCCCGUGAACGCCGCCUCCUUCGGGAAGCUGAUCCGCUCCGUGUUCAUGGGCCUGCGGACCCGGCGGCUGGGGACCAGGGGCAACUCCAAGUACCACUACUACGGGAUCCGCCUGAAGCCUGACUCGCCGCUGAACCGGCUGCAGGAGGACACGCAGUACAUGGCCAUGCGGCAGCAGCCCCUCCACCAGAAGCCCAGGUACCGGCCAGCCCAGAAGACGGACAGCCUUGGGGACAGCAGCUCCCACAGCAGCCUACACAGCACGCCCGAGCAGGCCAUGGCUGUGCAGAGUCAGCACCACCAACAGUACAUAGAUGUCUCCCACGUCUUCCCGGAGUUCCCGGCGCCCGACCUGGGUGGCAUCCUCCUGCAGGAGAGUGUCACGCUGCACGACAUCAAAGCCUUGCAGCUGGUGUACAGACGGCACUGCGAGGCAACCUUAGACGUGGUCAUGAACCUCCAGUUUCACUACAUCGAGAAGCUGUGGCUGUCCUUCUGGAAUGCGAAAGCCUCCUCCAGUGACGGCUCGCCCUCUCUACCUGCCAGUGAGGAGGAGCCCGAGGGCGCCGUCCUCCCCAAGGACAAGCUCAUCACGCUGUGUAAAUACGACCCCAUCCUCAAGUGGAUGCGGAGCUGCGACCACAUCCUGUACCAGGCGCUGGUGGAGAUCCUCAUCCCGGACGUGCUGCGGCCGGUGCCGAGCACCUUGACACAGGCAAUCCGCAAUUUCGCCAAGAGCUUGGAAGGCUGGCUGACCAAUGCCAUGAGCGACUUCCCGCGGCAGGUCAUCCAGACCAAGGUGGGCGUGGUCAGCGCCUUUGCGCAGACUCUGCGGAGGUACACGUCGCUGAAUCACCUGGCGCAGGCGGCCCGCGCGGUGCUCCAGAACACGUCCCAGAUCAACCAGAUGCUCAGCGACCUCAACCGCGUGGACUUCGCCAACGUGCAGGAGCAAGCCUCGUGGGUGUGCCAGUGCGAGGAGAGCGUGGUGCAGCGCCUGGAGCAGGACUUCAAGCUGACGCUGCAGCAGCAGAGCUCGCUGGACCAGUGGGCCCGCUGGCUAGACAGCGUGGUCACCCGGGUCCUGGAGCAGCACGCCGGCAGCCCCAGCUUCCCCAAGGCCGCCCACCAGUUCCUGCUCAAGUGGUCCUUCUACAGCUCCAUGGUGAUCCGCGACCUGACCCUGCGCAGCGCCGCCAGCUUCGGCUCCUUCCACCUCAUCCGCCUGCUCUACGACGAGUACAUGUUCUACCUGGUGGAGCACCGCGUGGCCCAGGCCACCGGCGAGACGCCCAUCGCCGUCAUGGGCGAGUUCAACGAUCUUGCCUCCCUGUCGCUGACCCUGCUCGACAAAGGUGACAUCGGUGAUGGGCAAGGCGGCGAGGCUGACCCAGAAGCGCGCAGCCUGGGCGAGCCCCUGGUGAAGCGUGAGCGCAGCGACCCCGGCCACUCCCUGCAGGACAUCUAGCACCUGGCGGGCGCCUUCCGCGAGGUCCCGGAAGAUGGCGCCCGGCCGCCCUGGGAACCUGGCCUUCGCCGGCCCCACCGCCUUAGUGCCUCUUAGAUGACGUGAUGUUUACGUGACCCUCUGGGGUCCCGGGUCGGCGCUCCCUGAAAGCACCAGAUACUGUUGCUUCAAAAAGGAGGAUGGUUGUUAAAGCUAUAGGAGUUCCUUCGGGGCUGCCUCUGCCAGGCUGUCCACCGGGCUGUGCACCUGGGUACCUGCCCAGCCCCUCGCCGCCUUGUGCCGGGCACACCUGCUGCUCAGGUCCAUGACCAGACCCCUGUACGAGCUGAGGGGCUGUGCUGAGAGCCGGUCCCCUCCUGUCAGCGGUACCCGUCUUCACGGGCAUUUAGAGAAAACACCAGGCAGCCUGGGGAGGGGACAGCCUCCCCCCACCUGUCCUGCCGCUCUCGGGCAGGCUCAGAGCUCGCGGGCGCCCUUGGGGCCCCUCAGGAAGGAGAGCAGAGCACCUCGUCCCCACGCUGCGCCCCAGGGCCCCUGCCCUGCAGACCAGGCCGUGCCCAGCCGACUGACCUCUGGAUGCCAAAGCCUCGUCCCCGGACAGAUCUGCAGCCCGAGAAAACACUCCGCGGAAACAGGACAUUCGUGCCGGGACACGGUGGCGUCUUAAAAAUCAAAACCGGAAGUCUGGUCGGCACCAGGAAGGCCCUGGGGCUCUGUCCCAGUUACUGGCUGCAGGGAGAGAGUGGGGCGGUCCGUGUUCCAGCCACGCUGCUGCCGGGGCCCCAGUGUCUCCUGCAGCGUCAACAUCUCCGUCCAGAUGAGCCACCAGAGAGCGCCCGCCUCCCCACAGCCCCGUCUUCACCGCUGCCGAGUCAGGGCUCCUCUCCGGACACCACGAAUCCACGUCCAUGCAGACGCAGCCAUGGCCCUCAGCCCCCACAGCAACGGCCACGAGGGACAGACCUCCGGCCCAGGGAGCGCCGUCUAAUGAAAUGCAAUAGUUUCCCUUUUUGGAAAUCCGUUUAUACCGGUAGUUUUGUGCUAAUUGUUACUAGAUGGUUUCUUACGAAAAUGUAUAUUGCAGUAUAUUCAGUCCCACAUAUUUUGUUCUCGUUCACGCAGAAGGUACUAACGCCAACUCACGUGGCCUUUCAGCCCCGGACUUCACGGCAGGCAGGAGGUCUGCGUGCCCCUCGGCCUGGGUCGGGGUGCAGGGGAAGCAGGGGGGCGGGGAGAGACAGAUUGUUUACCUUAGAAACAAAGUCCGCCCUGAUCACCGCGCUCGUCCGGUCUCACGGUUCAAGACUCAGAUAAGAUCAGACCGAAGGGAUGCCUUUCGAGCGCACGGCUCCCCUCCCGGAGCCGGCUCGGCUUGCCGCUCAUGGAUUGUAACGACCCGCCUUUUCUCCCGCUCGCGGUAACCAAUACAAACUGGGUUCUGCCUUC